GUGGAGGAUUCUGGCCCUCUCUCCUCUCCUAGAAAGCGUGAUUCAAGUGAGGGAGAGAGAGGGACAGUUGAAAAGCCGAAGAAAUCAAAUACACCAAACGGUGAAAAAAAGAAAAGAAAAUCGUAGUUCUCUCGUCUUCUUCUUUCGCAUUCCUGUUUCUUCUCUCUCGCCCCUCUCUAUUUCUCUCGCUCUCCCUCAUUUCCCCCAAAUUCCCUCAAAUUCCCUCUCCUUGUAGGGUUUCCAAAAAUCCCGCUCUCCCUAUCCAUCUCUACCGUCCAUCUCGACUGUUAUUUUUCCCAUCCCUUCAACGGAACCGGGAUCAAAAUCGUAUCUUUCCAUUAGAAUUUCAAUUUGUUCGUUGAUUCUUUUGGAUCCAUUGAAAUCGGCUUGGGGAUCAACGAUGACGAUUCCAGGUUCGGGUUUCCUGAUGGAGAAUGAGGAGAGCUGCUUGCCGUGCACUCCGGAGGAAGAGAGGCGAAUAAUCAAGGAAUUGACAGAAGCGGCGGAAUCUAAUUUGAAGGAAGGGAGCUUGUAUUUCGUCGUCUCUAACAGGUGGUGGAGGGAUUGGCAGGAAUAUGUAAGACAAGACGAGAACGGCUGUUCAAUUGAUGAGCAUUGUAGUAGCUCUCAUCACAUGAAUGGGUCCCUUUCAAACCGGCAUAGACCAGGACAGAUUGACAAUUCUGAUCUAGUGUUGAAUGGAAUGGAAGGUGAUGGUAAUGAACUGGAGCUUCGUAGAUUGCUGGAGGAAGGACAUGAUUAUGUUUUGGUUCCUCAAGAAGUCUGGAAGAAGCUCCUUGAAUGGUACACUGGAGGACCUGCAAUACCUCGAAAGCUAAUUUCCCAGGGUGUUUUUCGGAAGGGUUUUAUUGUUGAGGUUUACCCCCUUUCUCUUCAACUAAUUGAUGCUAGAGACAACACCCAAUCAGUCAUCCGGAUAAGUAAAAGGGCUUCUGUACGUGAGCUUUACAACAGAGUGUGCACCCUUUUGAAGCUAGAGCAGGAGAAGGUUCGGAUUUGGGAUUACUUCAACAAGAAGAAACAAGAGCUAUUGACUGAUUUCAACCGGACACUAGAAGAUGCUCAGUUGCAGAUGGACCAACAUAUUCUUUUGGAAGUAGAGGUUGAUGGGUUUUGGCCAUCUGGUUCUGGCUUGGACUCAACGGGAAAUGGAUUAGCGUUGGUACCCAUAGAACCUUCAAGGUCAUCCACAACAAUUGCUGGAGGCCCUACCAUGUCCAAUGGUUAUUCAACAGGAUAUGGAUCUAACUUAUAUGGGGGUAUUUUGAAUUCGACACAAAGGGAUACGGAAGAUGGGCGUGAACUUUUGAGCACUAGCACUAGCACCAAAGGAGAUGGUGGAGGAUUAAAUGGAUUGCAGAACCUCGGCAACACUUGCUUUAUGAACAGUGCCCUUCAGUGCUUAGUUCAUACACCCCCACUGGUUGAGUACUUUAUACAGGAUUACAGUGAGGAGAUCAAUCGGUGGAAUCCUUUGGGAUUGAAAGGUGAGCUUGCAAUAGCAUUUGGAGAGUUAUUGAGGAAAUUGUGGUCUCCUGGGAGGAUACCAAUUGCACCACGUGCUUUUAAAGGAAAGCUUGCUCGGUUUGCUCCCCAGUUCAGUGGGUUUAACCAGCACGAUUCUCAAGAACUUCUUGCUUUUUUAUUGGACGGGUUGCAUGAAGAUUUGAAUCGUGUCAAAGACAAGCCCUAUUUUGAAACUAAAGAUGCAAAUGGUCGUCCUGAUGAGGAGUUUGCAGACGAGUGUUGGAGAAAUCACAAAGCUCGAAAUGAUUCCAUUAUUGUGGAUGUUUGCCAAGGUCAAUAUAAAUCAACCUUGGUCUGCCCAAAUUGUAGCAAAGUUUCAGUAACCUUUGAUCCCUUCAUGUACUUGUCAUUGCCGUUACCUUCAAUGGCCAAACGGACAAUGACAGUUACUGUAUUCUAUGGAGAUGGAAGUGCUCUUCCCAUGCCUUUUACUGUAAGUGUGCCAAAACAUGGUUGUUGUAAAGAUCUUAGUCAGGUUUUGAGCUCUGAAUGUUGCUUGAGGAUUGAUGAAAGUAUAUUGCUCGCAGAGGUUUAUGGUCAUCGAAUAUAUCGAUACCUAGACAAUCCUUCUGAGCCGUUAGCUGGGAUAAAGGAUGAUGAUCAUAUCGUAGCCUAUAGACUUCCUAUAAAGCGUGAGAAAUUGCCAAGACUAGAAGUACUUCAUAUGAGGAGGGAAAGAAGCACAUCAGACCUGCAGAAUGGUGGAUACCGGGAACUUCUUGGAACCCCACUUGUGUCUUAUUUAGGAGAGGAUGUGCAAACUGGCGGUGAUAUUCAAGCUGCAGUGAGAUCUGUGCUUGCACCACUUUUGCGAAGAAAAGAAUUCCUACCUCCAAAUCAUGUCAAGACCGGGAAGGAAAAUGGCUCUAGUGUAGUAGUUGAUGCCGACAGCCCGAUGGAGAAUUACGAACCUUGUUCCAGUCCUAAGGAUUGCUCCAUAUUUGACAUGGAAUUAGAACAAAGUCCUAGUGAGGAUCUGGGCUUUCACCUUUGGUUGACUGAUGAAAAGGGUUUGAGCAGAAUCCCUAUUGAAAAUGAUUCCCCCAUUAGACCUGAUGCAGUCAUAAAGGUUUUGUUGGAUUGGUCAGAGAGAGAAUUUGAGUUAUAUGACUUCAGCUUCCUUGAGGAUCUGCCUGAGGUUCUCAAAUCCGGAUUCACGAUGAAGAAGACACGGCAGGAAGCAAUCUCCUUAUUUUCAUGCCUGGAAUCGUUCUUGAAGGAGGAACCUUUGGGACCGGAUGAUAUGUGGUACUGUCCUACCUGUAAGGAACAUAGGCAAGCUACCAAGAAACUGGACUUAUGGAGGUUGCCAGAAAUUCUAGUUGUUCACCUAAAGCGAUUUUCUUACAGCCGAUAUUUGAAGAACAAACUUGACACCUUUGUGAACUUCCCGAUUAAUAACCUUGAUUUAAGCAAGUAUGUAAAGCAUAAGGGUGGGGCUCCUCAAUCUCAUGUGUACGAACUCUAUGCGGUGAGCAAUCAUUAUGGUGGCUUAGGAGGUGGUCACUAUUCUGCUUAUGUCAAGCUUGUAAAUGAGAACAGAUGGUAUGAUUUUGAUGACAGCCAUGUUUCACCAGUAGGUGAGGAGGCCAUAAAGACCUCAGCUGCUUAUGUGUUGUUCUAUAGACGAGUUAAAGUUGAACCAGGUGCAGGACAGCCAUCCGGAGCCAGUUCUCCAAGUCGUUGAACAGUUGCAAUCUGCAUUUUUUUGGUAUGGGGCCCCUGAUCUGAUGAAGAGAGACAAGUACCUCUGCAAUGCUGUGCAAAUAUUCACAAGACAUGCCGCUGCUGGUAGUUGUGUAGUAGCUACAGCUAUGGAGAACCUUAUCGAUUUGAUCUUCCACUGAUCUGCUAGAACAUAUACAUCUUUUUUUUUUGGAAGGGGUGCAGAUAGGUCGGGCAGCGACUUGUUUUUUCUUGGGAUUAAAAUUUUGAUGCAUUGGCAUGCGGGGGUAUAGCUAUCAUGGUCAAGAAAUAAUUAGAAUAGCAGUGACUUCCUAUUUUAUUUAAUUUUCUGAGUAGAUGCAUUUUUUGUUGAUUCA
Molecule: messenger RNA, 3590 nt
Organism: Magnolia sinica
Lineage: Eukaryota; Viridiplantae; Streptophyta; Magnoliopsida; Magnoliales; Magnoliaceae
Product: ubiquitin carboxyl-terminal hydrolase 9-like
Exons: 13
Coding region: 401-3235 (944 amino acids)
Biological process (GO): protein deubiquitination
Molecular function (GO): cysteine-type deubiquitinase activity
Source: RefSeq, a predicted model, not a curated record